Molecule: messenger RNA, 2054 nt
Organism: Oryzias melastigma (Indian medaka)
Lineage: Eukaryota; Metazoa; Chordata; Actinopteri; Beloniformes; Adrianichthyidae
Gene: emx1
Product: empty spiracles homeobox 1
Exons: 3
Coding region: 76-774 (232 amino acids)
Biological process (GO): brain development; neuron differentiation; central nervous system development
Molecular function (GO): DNA-binding transcription factor activity, RNA polymerase II-specific; DNA binding
Source: RefSeq, a predicted model, not a curated record
CUCCUGUGAUAAUGAAGCAGCUCUGAGCGGCUGAGCUCUUCUGCUGCGUCCCGCCGCCUCUGACUCCCGGAGAAGAUGUUUUCCUCCGCGGGGAAGCGCUGCUUCACCAUCGAGUCUCUGGUCGCCAAAGAGAGUCCUCUGACCGCCGAGGAGCCCCUCCGGCCCGCGGCCCUCUCCUACCCCGGCCCGGCCCCGGACGCCCUCAUCAACUCCUACCAGGCUCCGCCGGCGCGCGCGCUCUACCAGAGCCCGGACCUGGUGUUCCCGGAGGCGAUCAACCACCCGUCCCUGACCGUGGCUCCGCACCAGCUCGGAGGCCCCCACAUGCAGCCCCCGCACUUUUUUGGGAGCCAGCACCGAGACCCGCUCAACUUCUACCCCUGGGUCCUGCGGAACCGCUUAUUCGGACACAGGUUUCAAGGGAGCGACCUGUCCCAGGACGGCUUGCUGCUCCACGGCCCCUUCGCCAGGAAGCCCAAGCGGAUCCGGACGGCCUUCUCGCCGUCGCAGCUGCUGCGCUUGGAGCGGGCCUUCGAGAAGAACCACUACGUGGUCGGAGCAGAGAGGAAGCAGCUGGCGGGAAGCCUGAGCUUGUCCGAGACGCAGGUGAAGGUGUGGUUCCAGAACAGGAGGACCAAGUACAAGCGGCAAAAGCUGGAGGAGGAGGGCCCCGACAACCAGCAGAAGAAGAAGGGGAGCCACCACAUCAACAGAUGGCGAAUCGCCACCAAGCAGGCCGGCUCCGAGGAGAUCGACGUGACCUCAGAGGACUGAAGGUCGCCGACCCCCGACCGAGGAGCCACUAUUUAUUCUGUAAAGUUAUUGCAUAGAGCUGUUAGACGAAGACUCACGGAUGCAAAGUGGGAGGACGUCUUCAUCCUCGUGAUGAGACCGGGACCUUUGGUCUCACAGAAACUCCUAAUGAAGGAGGAGCACGGACCUCCUCUGCAGGAGGAGCACGGACAUCUUUUGAAGGAGGAACAUGGACCUCCUCUGCAGGAGGAGCAGAGUCUUCUCCUAACAGUAGCAUGGACCUCCUCACAUGGAGGAACAUGCUGCUCCGUCAUACUGUUGGUUUGAUGAAUUGUUAACUGUAAUGAAGGUUGUUGUUUCUGUUUUAACUUUCUCUCAGAGGAGGCGUGGCUUGCCGUGAACAAAGGAUUUUGGGUUUUGUUGUGACUGAGAUCCUUUUGUUGCAUCUCGCGCUGAACAUCCUUCAGGGAGUGGGGGGGGGCACCUGAGAGCAGCCGUGCAUGACUCGGGAGGGGGGGACAGAUGAGAAGCUGCAGGCGCUGGGGUGUGGAGGGCAAGUCGAGUCACAUUUGGGCGGGUGUGUGUGUGUGUGAGCGGAGCGGCCGCCGCAGAAAUAAAAGCCAGAUGAUUUCAAACUGUGUUAUUGUGGACUUCCUGCAGGUUUUUUCCACUCAGAUGAAACGGAAGCUGCAGAUUGGUGUGAAACGCGCAGCUCCAGUGUUUGAUUGGUUCCAACACAAAGUGAAGUGCAGGUGGUGGAUAAAAUGUGUUCAAAAAUGCUCAACAGUCAGAACGACCGGAGGAGGCGGAGCUUCCCGGUGAAGGGCGUGGAGGCAGAGAAAAUGAGGGGAGAGUGAAGUACAGCAGUUCCAGAUCUGUACAAAGGUGCACAAUGGAUCAGACAUGCGGGGGGGCACAGGGGUCACCUCCAGACUUGUUUUGGGAUAUCCUAUACUCCCUGCAGGUGCAGAGAGGACCUCGGUCUGAGCGGCACCUCAAAUGUGUUUUGUACCCCACAGUCACAGUUCUGUCUGUGUACAAAGAGAAGGUGAGGUACGUCCUGGACGGACCAACAUUCUGCUGCAGGUUAUAGACAAAAAAUACAAAAUGUUGGAUGUAAUAUUUUAGAUUUCUUUAUAAUCAGAGUUUUAAUGAAAUGUUAAACCAUUAAAACCAGAAGAACAUAAAGUAUUCAUGAAGUACAGAAUCAUUUGUUAAUUAUGCAUUCUUAUUUUAGGACAGGAAUGGAGAAUAAAUUCACUUUUAAAUGAUCUGACUGAAAAAGUCCAUUGAUCCAGAUC